GUGGUUUGUAUACUUCUUCGACGGUCUAACGGUGGUGAACGCCGUGGUGAUAGGCGUGUCAGACGAAGCAUCGUGGUGGGACGCGCCGCUGGAGUGGUGCUUCCUUGUGAGCUUCCUGCUGGAGAUCUUCCUCAAGCUCAUCACCCUCGGGCCUGCUCGCUACUUCAGGCGGAUUUUCAUUUACGUGUUCGCCAUCACGGGCAUGGAGCUUUUCCAUGGACUUAUACGGGUGAAGGAUGAAGUGAACGUCAUCGAUGAUAAACUUGCGAGCAACAACUCGCAUGGCUUCCCCAUGUACUGCGGCAACCCUAUCGGGAUUUUCAUGUACGUGUUCGCCAUCACGGGCAUGGAGCUUUUCCAUGGACUUAUACGGGCGAAGGAUGAAGUGAACGUCAUCGAUGAUAAACUUGCGAGCAACAACUCGCAUGGCUUCCCCAUGUACUGCGGCAACCCGGCCCUUCAAGGAACUGACUUCUGGCGACUGCAAUACUGCAACAACAACUUCAAUGACGUCUUGCAUGCCUUCAUCGUACUGUUCGAGCUCACUGUCGUCAACCAAUGGCAUGUUUUGGCCUACGGUUUCUCAGCGGUGACUCACCCAUCAGCACGUCUAUUCUUCCUGCUCUUCCACAUGCUCUGCGUCACGCUGCUGCUCAACGUGUUCACGGCGUUCGUGCUGGAAGUGUUCUUGUUGGAGUUCUCGGCGAGUGAAGGCGUUAUGGAGACGCAACUUGAGACCAAAAUAUUGGCUAAAGUUCAAAGGGACGUGUUCACGGCGUUCGUGCUGGAAGUGUUCUUGUUGGAGUUCUCGGCGAGUGAAGGCGUCAUGGAGACGCAACUUGAGACCAAAAUAUUGGCCUUGGGCCUUAGCGACACUCGCCGGAAGAGGAAGUUCUCAACCACAAGUCAUGACGAGCUGGUGAUGCAGGAUUCAGAUGGUGAAGAAGAUGAUUUUUACCGAUGCAAAAAAGAUUCUCCGACGUCACAAAGGAAUUCUAUGCAAAAUGUGGUGCGCAAGAGCUCUGAAAAUUUCAGAGAGAGCGAUAUUGGACAAAUUUUCAAAAAACGGGAAAAUUCGUUUAAUUUUGAUGGAAAUUCAUUCCCAGAUAGUACCGUUUUUGUUUAUAAAAAUAAUUGGGUUAGUGCCAAAGAUUGCCCUGAAGGUAAAUCAACGGAAAAUAAUUUAAAUAUACCCGUGAAUGAAACUGACUCAGGAGAGAAAAAUAUCGCUGGCUCCGGCGCCAUUGACGCUUCAAAUUUGAUGGAUGGAAUCUCGGUGGAAGUCUCAAAUAAAAGUGAAGUAGUUAACUGUGAUUCUGUUUUAUCGGUCGAUAAGUCUAUGAUUUCGGUGAUCGAACCUCAAGCGGAGUCCGAUGCUUUGGACCUACUAGCCUCAACUUCGUUACUCGAAGGAACUUCGCCGGUCACCGAUGCCUUCGAGACAUCCACCGACAUAGCGACGGCGAUCACUCCCUAUAUACCCGCAAAGCUGUCUUCCGAUACGGCAACAUCACUACCAGCUCUCACUAUCGUUGAUACAACUAAGACCCAUGAAAAUUCUUGUCCCGCGAAUUGCUCUGAAGAAGAGGAUUGUGAAAAUCCUAGCAAUCCUCAAGUCUCAGAUUUUGCGCAGAAGACUUCUGAGGAUUCAACGGACUCUACAGGAAGUAAUAUACAAUACGAGCACGAAUGCGAGUGCAUCGCAUCAUCUGGGCCCGCCCUCACAUCCCUGCUAUGCGACACCUCCGUCCGCUUCCAUCUCUCCAAGAGCGUUCGCAGCGUUGAAGUUCUGCUGCAGAGGAUGUUCCAAGAGGAGCUGCAGCAGGAGUAUCAGAGGAGCGAACUGCGGCGACUGUCAAUGCCACCUCAGUCAGGGCAGUAGCGCCUGCUCUUCAGUCAGGGCAGUAGCGCCUGCUCUUCAGUCAAGGCAGUAGCGCCUGCUCUUCAGUCAGAGCAGUAGCGCCUGCUCUUCAGUCAAGGCAGUAGCGCCAGCUCUUCAGUCAAGGCAGUAGCGGCUGCUCUUCAGUCAAGGCAGUAGCGCCUGCUCUUCAGUCAAGGCAGUAGCGCCUGCUCUUCAGUCAAG
Messenger RNA from Hyalella azteca, 2083 nucleotides. RefSeq lists its product as uncharacterized. Gene Ontology annotation, molecular function: monoatomic ion channel activity. The record is from RefSeq and is a predicted model, not a curated record. Gene Ontology annotation, cellular component: membrane. NCBI's taxonomy places the organism in Eukaryota, Metazoa, Arthropoda, Malacostraca, Amphipoda, Hyalellidae. Gene Ontology annotation, biological process: monoatomic ion transport; transmembrane transport. The annotation marks the transcript as partial. The transcript has 9 exons.